UGCAAAUGAUGAUCUUUUGCCUAAUGUUGAACAAAGAUUUGGUGUGAUACAUUUGUAUAACAAUUUCAGGAAGAGGUAUCCUGGAAAGAUGUUGAAGGAAAUUAUAUGGAGGGUUGCAAAGUCAACAUACUCAUAAGCUUGAGAAAUAUAAAUGAGGGGAAUGGAAUUGAUCAGUCAGGAUGCAUAUCUUUAUGUGAUGAAGACCCCACCAAGAUAUUGGAGUAGAUCAUAUUUUAGGGCAAGUAACAAGUGUGAUGUUGUUCUCAAUAACAUGUCGGAGUCUUUUAAUAGUGUUAUUCUUGACUCAAGGGCUAAACCAUUAGUCACUAUGCUGGAAGAGAUCAGAACCUACAUUAUGGAGAGAUGGGCAAACAAUAGGAUGAGGUUUCAAAAUGUCUCUAAUGAUAAGAUUUUGCCUGACAUUAGAAGGAAGAUUGAUAGAACAAACACAUUCACCAACUUAUGGCUUGUCAGAACAGAGAAGCAUCGUGAGAGAAAAGGGAAAAAGGGCAGAGAAGAGGAGCUGAAGAGCAAAGGUUGGAGAACGAAAGCUUGAAGCUCAAAGAUUCUGCCGGAUUGUUAAGGUAAGGGGGGUUUAUCUCGAUUAAUGGGUAUUAUGGGAUAAUAUGUGAUGGGUAGUAAUAAGCUGUUAAUUUGACCCUAAUUGGGAAUUGCGAAUGCUGAAAUUUUGUUGGAUGAACCGUGUUAGAAGUUGAAAUUAAAUCGGUAAUGGAGUCUGUUGUAAUUUUCCGAUCGUAUAGCUUUUUACGGAAUUGGAUUCGGAGGUCCGGAAGUCCUCCAACGGCGGAAAAUGCGGAGAAUUCUGCUUUCUGCUGUGUGUUAGCGCAGGGACAGCUUUCUGUCUUGCGUUAACCGGUUAACCCAGGGUGUUAACCGGUUAACACGGUGUUGAAUUGUGAAAAUAUGCUGUUUUGUCUGCGUUAACCGGUUAACCCAGGGUGUUAACCGGUUAACACUGUUGUGAAUUG
Molecule: messenger RNA, 989 nt
Organism: Lathyrus oleraceus (garden pea)
Lineage: Eukaryota; Viridiplantae; Streptophyta; Magnoliopsida; Fabales; Fabaceae
Exons: 2
Coding region: 152-556 (134 amino acids)
Source: RefSeq, a predicted model, not a curated record